AUGACUCUUGAAUACGUAUCCGAAGUUGACAGAAAAUUUUUUGAUAACAAUCUCCUCACAAAAGAAGAUUGGGGUGAACCUAUGACAGAUGGAUUUGGUGAUAUAUCAGAAUUUCUAGAUUUAAAUGAAGAAUUAAAAUCCUUCACAGAUGAUCUACCUGAUGAUUUAAUGACAUUUAAUUCACCACCUCUAGUUGAUACAAUAUUAGAUGAUUAUUGGCAGGAGUUUAAUCCUAAAAGUUCUAAUGAAGAUUUAUAUAAUAUUCAAGUGAAAGAUGAACCCCUCUCACCAUUAUCAUCAAAUUGUUCAGAAACUGGUUCAGAAGGCUAUGGUUCGGCAUCAGAUAACAGUUCCUGUGUUCAACCUGUUAUCACAUCUCCAGACAUCAAAAUUGAGGAUAAUGUCUCGAUUACACCAUUCAUUGUUCCUUCAAAUACACUCCCUAUCUCAUCUACAUCUUCACCAUCUGUUAUAUCAACAUCAUCAACCAGUAGAGUGUUCACAAUCAUUCCUAAACAAGAAGAUAGCAAACAAAGCAUUAUAUUAAAUAAUGUUAAUGGUAACUCAGUUGGUAUGUUAACACCUGUCAAUGGUACCAUUAAAUUAAACAACAUUAUGCAAUCGAAAAUAAAAAUUCAACCCAAACCAUGUGAGUCCACAACUUCAACAGCAAAAAGAUCUCCGCCUGUAUCAAAUACAAAAAAACCAUUAGUGCUAACACCACAAGAAUUUACCAAAUUAACCUCAACUGGUGCAUUAUGUUUUCAACCACCACAGUCAAACAGUCCUGUUGCUAUGGAAACAGGAGAAAAUACCAUUCCAUCCUUUCACACUUCUAUGAUUGAUGUCACUGAUGUAAAGAAUGUCAAACGUCAACAAAGAAUGAUUAAAAAUAGAGAAUCUGCCAGUUUAUCAAGGAAAAGAAAGAAAGAGUAUUUAUCUACAUUGGAAGAUAAAAUAAAUAGCUGUACAUCAGAAAACCAGAAAUUAAGACAAGAAAAUGAUAAUCUCAGAAAGAAAGUGUGUGUUCUUCAGACAGAGAAUGAGAGGUUACGUUUGCAAAGUAGUUAUGUGAAUAUUAAGAAGACAACAACAUGUCUGUUAGCUAUUAUGAUUAUGUUAGGUUUUAAUAUUGCUCCUUGGAGUUUAUUAGAUGGUAGUAAAUCUGUCUCUAAUGAUGUCAUACCAAUACAUAAAGGGAGACAAUUGAUGGCUGUGAGUGAUACUGAUAUGAAAUAUGAGUCAUCAAAACCGUGGUCUGAACCAGCUGAUUUCUUGAUGAGAGAAUUACAUAGAUUAACAGAGGAGAUGACAGAGAGCUCUAGUAAUGUAACACAACAGAUGUGUCCAACAUAUUUUAAUAAAACAGAAUCCAUGUUGUUGGCUGAACAGUUAGCAGGAUGGAUGAUCAGACAUGAAGAAGAAAAACAAAAAACACAACAGAAGAAAAGGACUGGUAAAAAGAAAGUAAAAAGUUUAAGGGCAUCCUUGAGAGGAGAUGUAGAUGCAUACAAAAUGGAAAAAAGAUUAGAAGAGAGAGCAUAUCAAGUACAGAUAUUUAAUGGAGCUGAUGAAAAUAAAGAUUUUCUGCAUGCUAUACAUCGUAGAAAUGAUACAUUCUAUGUUUUAUCAUUUGAUCAGGACUAUUUUCUGGUGCCUGCUACAGCCCAUAAUAAAACAAUGAGACCUAGAAUGUCAUUAGUUAUGCCUGCCAUGACACUCAAUGAAACAAUGAAGCCCCCAGCAGGUAGUAUUGGUAUGAUGCAGAUUGAUUGUGAGGUAGUUAGUACACAGCUAAUACAUGUACAUAAUUCAGUUAUACCACCACAUCUUAAAAAAAAUACUACUUUCAAUAACCAACAUAGAUACAAACACUCUUCUAGACCUUGAUUUUUAUAAAAAUUAUUUGGAUCUUAACGUUAGGGAUGGAGAAAUGAAAUUUUGCUCUCU
Lottia gigantea (owl limpet) is the source of this 1950-nucleotide messenger RNA. RefSeq lists its product as hypothetical. Gene Ontology annotation, molecular function: DNA-binding transcription factor activity, RNA polymerase II-specific; RNA polymerase II cis-regulatory region sequence-specific DNA binding. The transcript has 13 exons. The coding region runs from base 1 to 1890 and encodes 629 amino acids. Gene Ontology annotation, biological process: endoplasmic reticulum unfolded protein response; regulation of transcription by RNA polymerase II. The record is from RefSeq and is a predicted model, not a curated record. NCBI's taxonomy places the organism in Eukaryota, Metazoa, Mollusca, Gastropoda, Lottiidae. Gene Ontology annotation, cellular component: nucleus.